AUGCUCGACAAUUCUUCACAUUCUACAAAACAUGGAUUUCGGCUGCCGAAGACCCCGCGACUAGGGCUUGGAAUGUCAUCCAAUACCCAUAGCACACAGUUGACACCAAGAACGCUGACUGAUGGAGGAUUUAAAGGAGAGCUAAAGAGAUCGGAAGUUCUUGAGACUCAGAUUCGGGAGAUUAGUCAGACCGCAUCACAGGCUUAUGACAAAAUAGAUGAUUUGAAGACGAGGAACAAUAUGCUUGAAGAGCAGGUUGCCCAACAGAAACGGCUGAUUCAUAAUAUUAUGGGAGAACUUGACACGGCUAAAGAUGAUGCUGAGAAAGUGGAAUCAUUGGUGAGUGAGGCAAGAGAACAAGCAAAACUGGCCAGACAAGCACAAGCACAGGCUGAAAUGAUAGCAGAGGAAACACAGGAACGUUUAAAGUCGAUGCUCAGAGACAGCCAAUCAUCAAAUGGGUCAGCCAGUAGCGGGAAUGCAGCCAAUAUGAAUGCGAAUUUUUCCAACAUGUCUUUAACUACAAGGGGAACACCGGCCACUUCUGUGUAUACUUCUCCCAACAGUACUAUUGAGAUAAAGAAAGCUGUACAACCGCCAUGUGUGGACGGAACAGAUGUGGAUAAGGUGGCACAUGAGAAUAAUAUUAUAGACAAACAACAACAUUGCAUUACGGAGUUAAGGGCCAGAGUGAAGGAAUUGGAGGUACAGACAGACAGAGACGACAAGGAAUAUCAGGAUACUCUAAAUAGACUGAAAUCAUCAUUACUUGCAAUUAGUGCCAACCGAAAGUUUCUGGGCAGCAGGUUAGAAGUUCGGGAUGAUGAAGAAUACCAACGCAGACCUAAAUAUUUUGGUCAUGAAGAGGGGAAAACUUAUGUUCUUAAGUUGUGA
Messenger RNA from Brettanomyces nanus, 894 nucleotides. RefSeq lists its product as uncharacterized. Lineage: Eukaryota; Fungi; Ascomycota; Pichiomycetes; Pichiales; Pichiaceae. The record is from RefSeq and is a predicted model, not a curated record. The transcript is spliced from 2 exons. Bases 1 to 894 code for a protein of 297 amino acids.